AUGGAAAACCAAUCUUUCGACGUUGUUGUUGUCGGCCGCGGGCCCGUGGGACUCUUUUUAGCAUGCGAGCUUCGUCUCGCAGGGCUGUCGGUCUUGGUUGUUGAGCGUCGUACCUCGGCCCCUCAUGCAGAGGGGGUAGCGGAGACCCGUGCUUUUGUUAUGCAUAGUCGGACACUGGAAAUCUUUGCCUUCCGCGGCCUUCUUGACAAGUUCAUCCAGGAGGGCGUGAAGAGUGACUGGUGGCACUACGGUGUUCUCGACACCCGCUUGGACUAUAGCGUAUUCGGGGACGAAACGAAGCAGAACUAUGUUCUUUUGGUUCCGCAGUACAGAACCGAAGAGAUUCUAUUGCAGUAUGCCGAGGAGCUAGGCGUCGUUGUCGUCACCGGAAUUCGCAUCGAAUCUGUGGAGCCGUUUCCUGAGUCUGCGAUGGUACAUGGAGUGUCAGUGAGCUCAGAUGGCAGCACCGGCGGAACCCCUUUCAAAGCAAGAGGCAAGUUUGUUGUUGGCGCAGAUGGGGUGCGCAGCACCGUCCGGAAAUCUGCAGGUAUCGCCUUUCCCGGUAGUCCAGCUACCCAUACAGCCAUGACUGGCGAGGCAACAUUGGGAGUACCCAUGCCAAAUCCCUAUAUUGUUCACAAUAGCUCCGGCCUCAUUAUCGGUGCGCAGCCGAAGAUACCUAGUGGUCGAGCUCGUCUUGGUGUCUUCACGCCUUCUCGUGCCCACGUAUCGGAAUCGACACCCGUCACAUUGGAAGAUUUCAACCAAGCAUUGAAGGAAGUUGCUGGCAUCGACUACAAACUUUCGAAUCCUUGCAUGCUCCGUCGCUUCCAUAAUGAGGCUCGCUGUGCCGAGGUAUACCGCAAACAUGGUCGCAUUUUUCUGGUCGGAGACGCGGCUCAUCAGCACCUCCCAGCCGGUGGCCAGGGGCUCAAUCUAGGCCUCCAGGAAGCAUUCAAUCUUGGAUGGAAACUUGCAGCGGUCAUUCGCGGCUGCGGUCCAGACUCGUUAUUGGAUACCUACGAGGCUGAACGGCGGCCAAUCGCUCUCGACGUAGUGGAGAACACCACUGCUCAGUCUCUUUUGUUCUUUGUUUCUACACGACCAGAUGGGCAAUUCGAAAAGCGAUGA
Molecule: messenger RNA, 1131 nt
Organism: Rasamsonia emersonii CBS 393.64
Lineage: Eukaryota; Fungi; Ascomycota; Eurotiomycetes; Eurotiales; Trichocomaceae
Exons: 1
Coding region: 1-1131 (376 amino acids)
Molecular function (GO): FAD binding
Source: RefSeq, a predicted model, not a curated record